Penaeus monodon (black tiger shrimp) is the source of this 960-nucleotide messenger RNA. Its product is annotated as cell wall protein DAN4-like. The record is from RefSeq and is a predicted model, not a curated record. NCBI's taxonomy places the organism in Eukaryota, Metazoa, Arthropoda, Malacostraca, Decapoda, Penaeidae.
AUGAUGCACCCUAGAGUUCCACACAGCAAGAGCAGAAGCAGUCUGGGCGAGGUGCGGCUGACCAGCUCCCCCCUCCUCCACACUAUAUCGUCGGCGCCCCCGUCAGAUCAGCCUUCCCCCGAGGACGACCCCUUCCCGAGGCUGAGCCCGGCCCCUCCAGACCCCCCGGGUGCUGGGGGAGGGGGGCAGGGGGACGCCGUGCAGGAAGGGGGGAGAGAGAAGGCAUCCAGAUUGGCGGAAUCAGUGAGAGAGGAGAGGCGCCGCGGCACGACGAGAACGGGCGAGGGCCGAGAGAGGGACGGCGAAGGCGCUGCAGGAAGCCCGAAGCCUCCCAGCGUGGCGACAGAAACACAUGAGCGGAGAAGAUUGCCUUCGCUGCCAGCUCUUAACACACAAGUUGCUCACGGGUCUCUGGGUGAGGAAGCCGCCCACACCUCCACUCCCUCCGUCGCUACGCCCGCGACGUCCAGCGUCACGCCCAUUGCCCUGCGGUCAACCCUUACGCCCGCGGUUUCGAGUAGAAGCAGCAACACACAGACGCCCACGACGAUAGGCCUCGGUUCGGUUCCUGCAAGCGGCAAGGGCGCCUCGACCGCCACGUCGCCACUCUCGACGCCCUCUACGACGUUCAAGACCACCGCCGGCCUCCUCAUCCCCCACGACCUCUCGAACCCAGAGACUGGUCGCGACGCCUGGCGAGGAGAGCCUCCUCGAGGGCCAACUUCGCACCCUCGCCACGCCCCCGACGCCGGAGAGUUUACCGCGCCAGAAUCUCGACGCGCCGGGACAGCCGACCCAUCCGACCAGAACCGAACGCCCGCUGCCUUCUCCGACGUCGACGGGAGGUCACGCACCAGGACGAAGUGACGAAGACAAAGUCCUCCUCAUGACUCCGUCGCCGCACCCUGCAGCGGCGGUGAGACUGACGAAGGGAGUUAGGUCCUUUAUCAGCCCGCAGCU